AUGUCAGACACAUCAAACACAACUCAACACAACACAACACAAAACCUCAGCAACAGAAGCACAGAGAGAGAGAGAGAGAGAUAAAGUCACUGUUCACUUUCCCCAUUUUCUUCUUCUUGGUUAUUUGGAUUCAGAGUUUUGUUCCAUGAAUUCCAACAAGCGAGAGGAAGAAGACGACCUAUUCCUCCCACACCCUUCGGAUCUGUCUCCUCCGCCGCCGCCUCUGACGGACCCUUCCUCCUCGUCCUUCUCCCUCCUCUUCCCCUCCUCGCCCUCAUCCUCCCACUCCUCCCCCUCUCCUCCCUCCAAACCCCUCUUCAUCUCCCCCGACCCUCACAUCUCCUCUCAGUUCUACACCUUCACCCCAUCCUCCCACGCCCUCAUGCUCCGCUCUCUCCUCCUCCGUCGCCUUCCCUCCCCCUCCGACAUCCGCGGCGCCACCCCGCGCAACGUCCUGGCCUCCUGGCGCACCGUCUGGAAGGACCGGAACGAGGACACUGCCUACCUCACUGCCUGGAAACGCAUCCAAGACAAACUCACCACCCACCACGACCCCUCCACCAACUCCCACUUCCUCUGCUUCAAAACCAACCCUCACCAGUUCGUCCCCCACGUGGAGCAAUGGCAGCAAAUCGUCAUGUCCCACCACGCCGACACCGACCUCAACCACCUCAACCUCAAGGACACCCUCGAACGCAUCAAGCAGCACUGGACCGUCGGGGCCAAGUUCUACGGCAUCCCGGAGAGCUUCAUCCGCGUCUGUGUCGCCGCCUGCCCCGCCUGCUGUGCGGCGGAGGGCUCUGCUGAACCCUCAGCCUCUCGCGGUAAGCGCCGCCGCUUUGAGUAUACUGAGAGCUUCGAUGUUCCGGCUAGGGAAGUGCCCUCAAGGCUCCAGCAGCUUGCGGCUAAGCAUAAGGUCGUUCUUUGCAUCAGACAGAAGUAUAUUAGGUAUAAGCCUUUCAUGGCUGAGGUAAAGGACUAUGCUUGCCAUCGGGCUGGUGAACCUGCUGCUAAGAAAUCUAAGGUUUUGAAGAGGGAGCCUUACGCUUCCAAGAGGUGUGGAUGUGGGUUUAGGAUUAGGGCUAUUGUGCCUAUUGCGAAUUACAAUGAGAAGGAUAAGAGUUUUGUGUAUCAGGAAGAAGGGGUGGCGGUUUUUAAGCUUUAUGCUGUGCAUUCUGGGCAUGAGCCUGGGCCUUUGGAUGGGAAUGCCAGGAUUAUGCAUAGGGUUGUUGGGCAUAAGGGUGGUGGGUAUUUGAUGGAUCAGGAGAAUGUGUAUGGGGUGAGUGAGGAGAUGGAUGGGGAGGGGGGGUUUGGGUUGUUGGGGAAGGAGGAUGGUGGGGAUUUGCAGUUUUCAGUGCUGCAACAGGUUCAGGAGUUGAGGAAUGAGGUGGGGAUGUUGGAGGGAAAGGUUGCAAAGAUGCCGAGGGAUUUGUUGGGGUCGAUUUCCAGGGAAUUAUACGAGGUUUUGAAUAAGGUUAGGAGCAUAGGGGAGGUGGGGUUGAAGCCAGCCGAGUUGAUCACAGAUAAGGUGGAUGAUGUGUUGGUUGGGGAUAAUGAUCUUGCUAACUGGAGUAACCAUCAUGAGAGGAUUUAUGGUGAUGGCAAGGACACAGAGCUGAUUGAGGAUGAUGAGGACAGUUUUGGCCGGACACUGGGGGAGGUUGUUUCAUGGGGGGAUCAGAUGAGGACCGAGUGCAGGAGUGAGAAGGAUCUCAUGAGUGACAGUUGUAAGCCUGAAAAGUGGUUGAAGUGCAGUGACUUUGAUGAGAAGAGCAUUCUUGAUUGUGAGGAGGAUAGUAAACUAUCCAAGCCCAUCAGAAUGAUCAGACAUGAUGAGGGGAUAGUUUCGGAUGUAGUAGGUCUUGGCUGUAUUCAGGUUGAUAGUUUCUACCAGGACAAUUCUAAAUGGGGUGAGACAACCCAAUACAGCAUCUGUAGCUCAGCCUCGUUGUUUAUUUCUUCUUGGCACAUGCCGUGAAUAUCUCCUUAGUAUUGAAUUGAAGAAUGAAGGUUUUUGGUGCCAUAACAAAUGCUUUCAGGCUACUGAUCUGGAGAAAUAUACCAGACAUGAACCAGACACUGCAAGGAGUAAGGGCCAAGAAGAUCAUGGUAUACCCCGAAAUUAGGUAUGCUUCCAUAUAUUGUUAGCAGGCUUGCCGUUUUCAGCUGAAAGUGCACCAUAGAAUCCAUUUCUUGUUUCUCAUUGUGUUUCAUUCAUUACUGUGCUCGAUUUGGUCCAUUGUGAAGUCUUGAAUCUCUAUGAUGGUACACUCUCUUGCAUACUUGUAAUUUGUGUGAAAUUUGAUCAUGUUCUUCGUUUGUGUCAUAGUCAUUCGUUGUUUAUUUUUCUCAACCUUUAUAAUAGUAAUUAUGUUCUAAUAUUUCAUAAGGUUUAGACAAGAAUCAAAGAAUUUUACUCUAAUCUGAUCUGGCGAGUGUAUGCCUAGUUGGACUUGGGAAUAUUCUUUAACUUUCAACUGCAGAACAUAACACCAUAUGCUGUUUAUAGUCAAGCAACACUAGACUUUUCAUAGCUUCAAGGUAUUAAUACAAUUUUUACAUAGACAGAGAACAGGAUUUGGAAUCUCAGAUAAAUAUGGAAGUAUGUAUUGCUUUUAUACAUGGUUUUUAACAUUUAUGAAAUUCAAUCAUAAUCUUCAUUAUUUGUAAUAUAAUUAUGCUCAAAGGUUUCAUCACAUUGAGUCAAUAAUCAAAGAAUUUUGAUGUGAUAUCAGUUUUUACACUAUUUUGUUGUGCUCUGGAAUAUUCUACAACUAACAACUGCUGGACCAUAAUGGCUGCGUUUCUGAUGUCUAGCAACAAUAGACUUCAUAGUUUUGAAGUCUUAUCAUAAGUUAGUUAUUUUACGAUGACAAAAAAAAAAGAUUUGGAAUUUUAGAUUAGUAUAUAGAAGAAUAUAUACCCAAUGGGAUAAUGCUUUGUUGUUUUGUGGAAGAAUAUAUUGUUUUCAUUUAUUUUAUUGAGAAUUAUACAAGAGAAUGUGUAUGAGUUGAUACAUGUGUUAUAAGCCAUCUAAUAUUUUUGAACAUCUCAAAAGAUGUAAAAAGCUUCAGUUCCACCACUCUUUGAAAGCUGGGAAACAUGCAGAUGCUGACAUGCUUUGAUUUGGCAAAUGCUUAUUAGAAAAGAAAGGAGAAGUAAAACAGUCACAGUCAUUCAUCCAUCCUUCUUUGUCAUGAAGGUCCGUGACUUUGACAUGAAUGUAGGAACAACAUCAGACCUGGGACCAAAACUCUUUGCUUUGUUUUAUUGGGAUUGUGAAAUCGUUCAUCUCUGACCCUUGGCUAUUCUGUUGUUUUGCUCUGUCACCGUUCAGUGUUUUCUUGUCUUUUGUUUUUAUAUGUAUGCUUAUUACUGAAAAUUGUGAAGCUGUGAAGAUGUGGAUCCUAGUGUUAUGAGCCUUCUUGUGACUGGUAAAGUGAGAAGCAGCCUCAUCUUUGACAGAGACCCUUUUAAGAAGUUUUUCUAAAAGUAAUUUCUCAUUAAUAAUAUUUCCCUCAGAUCUGCCUUUACAAAGGCUUACUUACAAAGAUAUUCAUAAUUAAUAGGAUCAUUCGUAACAACUAUCCCAAUUGAUAAAAUAAAGAAAUGAAGAAAUCCUUGAUUAGUGGGAUGAUGUGUAGUAAUUAUCCUAAUUAAUAUAAUCAUAGGUCACAAUUGUCCUAAUAAAAAAAAGUAAUAGAUCUGAAAUUAGGGAUUCAGAUGUGCAUGUCUUAUGCAGAUAGGAAAAUAUAAAGAAACAAAGUAACUAAACUUAAAGAUAAUGAGAAUGAUAAUCCUAAUAAGUGAUCCACAUCACUUAGUUAUUAUUUCCAUCAGUGUCUUUCGCUUAUUAGUCGUGUGCAGAUUAUCAAAUGUGACAUUGGUUAUUCUUAUGUUGUUAACAUGUGUUAUAAUGGUUCGAAUAAUGGUCGUAAUGCAAAUAAUAUCAUUGAUACACUAUUUUAGAUGAUACACUUCUGUUGAAAAAUAAUACACAUGGUACAUAGAAAGGAUUCUCCUAGUCAUUUUGACAUAGGUUAUCUCUUUCAUAGUGAUUGACGUAUUCUGAAAAAACUUAAUUUCAACUGUUAAAUCAUGGUGAUGUUUUGUCGUUGUUGUUUGGAGAUUGCAUCAACCUGAAUUUCUUUUUCUCUUCACUUUUACUUGUUGUGUACUAAUUCUUUCCAAGUUUGUGAUGCAUUGAGUUUAAUAAACAGCGGACAUGAUCAGAAAGUUGCAUGAAACUUUUAAGUACUGUUGCUUCAGUAUCAUUCAUGGAACAGUUCAGCAGAAUGGGUGGAGUGGAGUAUUGAAGGUUCACUUGUCACAUGGGUUGUUCUUUGAAUAUACUAUUCAUUCUUGUUUUGUUUAUUGUUAUUUGUUUGGUCUGUGGUUGAUGUGUCUGCUUAUCAGUACAGACUCUGGGUAAAUUUCCAAUAGGGUGGCUACUUAUCAGUGAAAGUUUUAAUUUUUACUAUUUGUAAUCAUGUCGUUGAUGGAAAGGUAGUAGAACUUGGUGUCCAUACUUUCUUCGUAAGGUAAUGAUUAUCAUCCUAGGAUGAUAACUGCAUUUCUUUACGAAUGUUAACGAGUGUUUUUGAAGCCCUUCAUCAGUAUAUAUUACUUACAUGGUGCUUUUUGACGCAAUCUUAUCACAAUUUUCUAUUAAAAAACAUAAUUUAUUCAGUGUUACACUUGAUUUCAAAAUUCUCAAAUUUAUACCAAUCAAACGACGAGACUAUUUAUCUAUAACAGAACGUUCUCAUGUUCAAGAACGUUCUCAUGUUCAAGACAUGGAUGUUUCUAAGGAUGUCUCUAUUUUUGGAAUUCUAAACGAAAAAUACUGCCACGAAAACACUGCUCGACAUUGUUGAUAGCUUAACUUUGAACUUUUUAACAUUUAGAUGUAUCAGAAUCUAUGAUUAACCAGUUAAAAGUAUUAUGAACUUGUACACAGUGCAUAGUACUGUCUAAUUUCCAACAGAAGAACUGGGAAAACUUUCUUAGCCAAAGAAAGAGAUAGCCAUUGGUUGUUACAUGAUUCUUCAAGUACAGUUAUCAACAAACUGAGAAAGUAGAUAUGACUUCAUUAGACAUGAUUAGCUAAAGCAAAAGACAAGAAAAUGGUAAGCAAAGUUAUGCUUAGGGAGAGUUAGAUUGCUGGAAUCUUACUCCGGGCAAGUAUUUGGUGACAAAUUCUCGAGCCAAAGUUUGGAGUUCCCUAUCCUCCAGCUGUUGAUCUGAUUGGUUGAAAAGGAUGCUGCUUAACUCUAAUGAUGCUGAAUGUGGUUGAAGAGGAUCAUACUGCAUCAUAGGGACACUCUGCAUUUCAGCAUUUGAUGCCAAAUGAUCUGAGGAAGGAAGAGUUUGUGGUGAUGAACUUUGAGGGUGUGGAAGAGGAGCUACUGCCAUUGGCAUGCGCUGCAUUGUGGCCAAACGGGCUUGAACAUAGGUCAACUCAGCCUGCAAGUUCAUAACCUGCACAAUUUAAAUCAACAUCUAGUUAAUCAUUGUUGUUAAACAACUACAGUACACAUCAGUUGCAUUUCAAUUGCAACUAUUCAUAUAUCAUGUAAGGAGGUUUUGAUUAAAUAUGAUAACUUAAUAAUUCUGUAGCCAUA
Molecule: messenger RNA, 5624 nt
Organism: Vigna angularis (adzuki bean)
Lineage: Eukaryota; Viridiplantae; Streptophyta; Magnoliopsida; Fabales; Fabaceae
Exons: 3
Coding region: 146-1978 (610 amino acids)
Source: RefSeq, a predicted model, not a curated record